This is a messenger RNA of Macadamia integrifolia, 5173 nucleotides long. Its product is annotated as pentatricopeptide repeat-containing protein At3g49740. NCBI's taxonomy places the organism in Eukaryota, Viridiplantae, Streptophyta, Magnoliopsida, Proteales, Proteaceae. Bases 1267 to 3543 code for a protein of 758 amino acids. Gene Ontology annotation, biological process: RNA modification. The record is from RefSeq and is a predicted model, not a curated record. Gene Ontology annotation, molecular function: protein binding; RNA binding. The transcript has 8 exons.
UUUGUUGGGGUGGGAUAGCUUUACCCCAUGAAAUAUCAAUGUGUUUGUUUGCCUGGGGUGGGUUUUGAGCAGACACCACACUUUUGUUUAUCGGCUGACGUGGAUCACAAAUUUUCCCACCCAAGCCUUCACAAAGUCCUGCCAAGGAAAAAUGGGUUGGAGAUGGCACAAGAGCUUCAAGCCCCGCCACCAUUAUAGAUGUCCGUAGCCGCUGCAUCAUCUCACCCUGCACCCCUGCCGAGCCACUGCAUACUUACUAAGGUGUGUUGAGGGGGGGGGGGGGGGGAGGGGAAGGAAGAAGAAGAAAUUCAUGAGAAAGUUCGUUGAGGACGAUUUUAUGCAAUUUCUGGGUAAUGAGAAAGAAGAUGGGAGAGUCCCUGCAACUCAUUUUCUCCCAUUUUAAAUUGAGAAGGGAAGAGGAAAUUAGGAGGAGUUGAAAGCGGUUUCGAAAGGGUUUCAGAAAUUGAGAAGCAGAACAAGGAAAAAGAAGAAAUUGAGAAGAAAAGCAAUAAAAAACCUACCUUUCAUCUGAAAAAAGGCACUGACUGUAUGUUGGUUUUUUCUCAGCCAUGGAAGAGGGAACAGUGGAGAAGAAGAAGACGAAAUUGAAGGGGAAAAGGCACCAAUCGUCCCAGCAACAUCUGGGUUUUUUUUGUUGGUUUAUUCUCAGCAAUGAAAGAGAGAACAGUGGAGAAGAAAUCUGGGUUGCUUUUUCUCAGACAUUGAAGAGGGAACAGGGGAGAAGAAGAAGAUGAAAUUAGAGAGAAAAAAGAGGAAAAAGAGAAGUCAAGACUUGAGCGCCACUACUGCCGCACCACCGACUUCAGAUGUAGAGAUAGAGCAGAGCAGCUUAGGGAAUGGAGGAAGAUGUAGAGAUAGAGCAGAGGCAGCUUAGGGAGUGGAGGAUGCCAUGGAUACCCACUCUCUCUCUCUGCCUCUUUCUCUCCCCUUUUUUCUUUCUCUCAGUUAACUAAAACGAUGCAUGGGGUGGAAAUGUUUAACCUUCCUCCAACUCUACUUAGCUGUUCUUUCACCCUCGCCCAGCAACAUGUGGGUCCCAACAUGACAAUUAUCCCACCCCACACUCCCUUCUAAACAAACGGCGCCAAAUUGAUUUCACUGAGUUCUCCUCGCGAUCAAACAAAGCAGCGUCUCCUUCUUGCUUCGUCCUCGAGGAACUACCAUGGUGUACGCAGCAGGCCAAACCCCUUAGCCGUUGGCUAGGGAGUCGUCACGAUUGAGCUUGAAGUGAGCCAGAGGUGGCGGAUGAAGUUUUUUCCUUUACAAGUGGAAACUGUAGCCGUUGCUGUUUCAAAUGCAACUCUUGAACCAACACAACUCAUCAUAAAACUGAACUCUUUGAUUGCAGCGCUCAUUCGCUCAAACCAAAACUCCUCAGCCCUCAAAGUCUUCACCCAAAUCCACUCUUCUCAUCACCUGAGACCUGACCACUAUACCCUCGUUAGCUCCCUCACAGCCUGUGCCAACCUCCAUGACACUGUCGCCGGAGACCAACUCCAUUCCCAUGCCAUCCGUGCUGGCUUCAAGGCCUACGCCCACGUUGGGAACUCGCUCCUUUCUCUAUACGCGAAAUCAAAAGACUUGAAUAAUGUGAUUCGAUUGUUUGGCGAGAUCACCAUCCCUGAUGUAUACACAUGGACGAUUCUGUUGUCUGCAUAUGCCAAAUCAGGCCAGAUUGAUUAUGCCUGCCAACUGUUCGAUGGUAUGCUUUACAGAAAUUCUGCGACAUGGAAUGCCUGCCAACCGUUGGAUGUAAGGCUUCGAAGAAAUAUUGCGACAUGGAAUGCCAUAAUAACAGGCUGUGUAGAAAAUGGGCGUGAAGGGACUGCUGUGGAAAUGUUCCUUAGGAUGCAUCGAUGGUGUGUUGGGCAUGAUCACUACACUUUUGCUAGUGUUCUGAGCUUAUGUUGUUCUCCUGCGUUAGUGGAGUUUGGAAGGCAGGUGCACUCUCUGGUUACUAGAACUGGGUUUUUGGUUAGGGUUUCUGUGGUCAAUGCUCUGCUCACAAUGUAUUUCAACUGUGAUGUGGUUCGGGGUGCAUAUGGUGUAUUUGAAGAGGCGAAAGUGUCUACCUGUAAUCAGAUUACCUAUAAUGCCAUGAUACAAGGGUUGGUGAGCUAUGGAAGAGAUAGGGAGGCUUUAGAUUUGUUCAUGGAAAUGAGAGAAGCUUGUCUUGCACCGACUGAGCUGACUUUUGUGACUGUUAUGAGUUCAAGUUCGUUCACAGGAACGGUGAACCUUGGCCGUCAGGUACAUGCCCAAAUUGUUAAGAUGGGUUUUGAAGCCUAUACAUCUGUGAGCAAUGCUACAAUAACUAUGUACUCUAGUUGUACUGAUUUGGAUUCGGCUUGGGCUAUUUUUGAGAGGUUGGAGGAGAAGGAUUCUGUGUCGUGGAACUCCAUGAUUAGUGGUUGUGCUCAAUGUAAUUGCCUCUCAUUAGCAAUCAUGGUCUACCUGCAAAUGCAGAGGGCAGGUCUGGAAACAGAUGAUUUUACGGUCGGUAGUCUAUUAUCAUACUCUGACUCUCUAGUGAUUGUUAAGUUGAUUCAAGCUCUCGUUGUUAAAAAUGGACUUCUCUCAGACAUUCUUGUUUGCAAUGCUUUGGUUUCUUCAUAUUCUAAGCAUGGAUUGAUUGAGCAUGCGUUUCAAGUUUUUCAUGGCAUGUGUUCCCAAAAUUUGAUAUCUUGGAAUACAAUUAUAUCAGGGUGUUUGUUCAAUGGCUUGCCACUGCUGGGUUUAGACGUAUUCCGAGAGUUGCUGUUGUCAGAAUUAAGGCCAAAUUUGUACUCUCUCACUGUUGUUUUGAGCACUUGUGCUAGCAUAGCAGCUUUAAGACAUGGUAAACAAGUUCAUAGCUACAUUCUUAAAUUCGGCUUUGGUUUGGAGACACCCUUGGGAAAUGCCCUCAUUACAAUGUAUGCAAAAUGUGGGAUUUUAGAUUGGGCGUCUAAAGUCUUCAGCAGGAUGAUACAGAGGGACAUAGUAUCUUGGAAUGCCAUGAUUUGUGCGUAUGCCCAGCAUGGAGAGGGAAAAGAAGCUAUAAGGUGCUUCAAGGCUCUGCAAAAUUUGGAUGAUGUUAAACCAGAUGAGGCCACUUUCACUGCAGUUCUUUCUGCUUGUAGCCAUGCUGGUUUGGUCGAUCAGGGCUGUCAGGUAUUCUUUACAAUGGUGGACAAAUACGGCAUAAUUCCUGGAGUCGAUCAUUGUUCUUGCAUAAUUGACCUUCUAGGUCGAGCUGGACAUCUUGAUGAAGCUGGAAAAUUGAUAAAUGUCAUGCCUGUCCAAACAGAUUCUAGGAUGUGGUGGGCACUGCUUGGUGCUUGUCAAGCACAUGGUAAUGUGUUGCUGGGAAGAGUUGCAGCUGGGGUCCUUCUAGAAAUUGAACCAGAUAAUUCUGCUGUUUAUGUUCAAUUAGCAAAUAUUUAUGCAGCUGCUGGGCAGUGGAAUGAAGCAGCAAAUGUGAGGGAAAUGAUGAAGAAUAGGAGGGUUGUAAAGCAGCCUGCAUACAGUUGGAUUGAAUGACAACCAACUUAUGGUCUCAAUGGUAGGAGGUGGCCAUGGUGAAAGUUGGGCAUUAAGGACCCAAACGAAGUAGUAGGGAUAAGGAAUUGUGAGUUAAGGGUAGUGUAUGAGUGAGGAAGGAAAUCCUUGAAGUAAAAAGGCAAACUGAGGAAAUGGUCCUUGGAGGUAGUUUGAUGAAUCUAUGCUAGAAUGUUGUGAGCCCUUAGAAUAGAUUAAAUCUGAAGGCAUCACAUUUGGGAAGGUAGCAUGUUUGGCCCAAUGUGCUGGUGCUAAAGUUGAAGCUUUUUGCACAAACCAGACCACCAUCAAUGAUUUUCGUAAAUAUGUAAUGUGAUGUACCUCUUCUGAAGAUUGUCAUGUGAUCACUUCAUACCAUCGAGCACCUUUCAAACAGUUCACACAGGUUUUUCUUCCCUUUCUCCGGCAGCUCACGUCGUUGGUCGGCGAAUCAUCCCCUUCCUUGAGACUUGUUACUCAGAGUGCACUGAGCAGAGAGAGAGAGAGAGAAGGAAAGGAGCUGGAUAAUAUCUUUUCUGUCACUGUUGCUGUCCAUGAGCCACCAAUGGUCGCUGCUUGCAGAUGAACGGAGCUCCGAUCUGCUCUUGCUUUUUCGUCAGUGCCUAGCGGAGAAACGGGAAACAAGAGCUAAUGGAACUCAUAACUGACAAAGAAGAAAUGGAGAAAACUUAUGGGGAUGAGCAUUGCAGAGUUGCCACUCUCAUAAAGGACAAAGGUUUACAGUCAGCCCCUCGUCGUCGGAUUAGGCAGCAUAAUGGUGAAAUAACAAGUGGUGCUUGGAGGACAAAGAGGAAGCGCCCUUGGGAAAUGGUAUUAUGCAUAUAUGGUUUCCCAACUACGGUUUCUGCACUCCAGUUUUGAGUGGGCCUGGCGGCAUCCAAAGAAGUCAUUGGCUGUUAGAGAAGCUGCUGGAGAAUUCAAAUCCCUUGCUGGUAUUGUUAAUAAGAUCAGGCUUGCAUAUGCAAUGGUUAAUCUUCUUGCAUGGCAGAGCUUCAACCUCACAGUAAACUUUUUCUCGACAAAGUACCUGAAACACUCUGAUGGAUGCCCAAGCUUGCUAGUGCAUAUGAAGGUCCAAGUUUGUCCGAUGGAUGAACUUCCUUGCUAUGUGGGAGGUGGCCAGAUUUUAGAAGAUAAUGAAGAUGCCCAGGAGGCUGAAAAUGAUUGUGAUGAUGGCCCAGUAACAGAGAUGGAUACACAAGUUCACAAUUUUGCCGAAUAUCAGUGUAGCUUUGAAAUGACUAGUGCUCAUGUACAGACCAGAAGGAUGGAAGAUGACGAUAGUUUUGGAAUUGGGAUGCCCAGGGCCCCCUCACUCCAAAAAGAAGAGAUCUUAGGACUCCUGUUGUUUCUGGUGAUUGUAGUAUAACCAACACCUUAGGCACUAAAGAAACAGUGGAAGAUGGACCAGUUUUUGUUCCAUUUCUUUGGUUUCAAUGUGAAACCAAAACAUGAACCUAAAGGGUGCAUCAGUUUUGAUUGGGUUUUGAUUUAAAAGUUUUGGUUUCUUGUCAGCUUACUAUCGGUUUGAUUAUCUGAUUUGGUCUAUGUACAAUUUUGUUUUUGUACGAUCCAAAUUCCUACCAGAAUGGAUCUUACAAUGCUCCACGAA